AUGCUUAUCAACUAUGAAGAUGCCAAUGACUUCUCUUUUGAAACGAACACUUACACAACCAUCCUCGAGCAGCGUCUUAUUUCGUGGAACUUGAGCACUGUAAGUACUUUGAGUGAUGCCAUUGUUGGCAAUGGCUUCGUCUAUCUCCAAUUCCUGAUUUAUGCAUGCACAAUCAAUCACCCCAAAGCUCCCCAUCAAUCUAUCACCUCAUCAUCAUUCUCAACAGACAUUCUAUCACUCUUUGUUGUCACAGAAAUACCCAAGCCCACGGUGCAGGCAUAA
Lichtheimia ornata is the source of this 282-nucleotide messenger RNA. RefSeq lists its product as uncharacterized. The transcript has a single exon. The record is from RefSeq and is a predicted model, not a curated record. The coding region runs from base 1 to 282 and encodes 93 amino acids. Lineage: Eukaryota; Fungi; Mucoromycota; Mucoromycetes; Mucorales; Lichtheimiaceae.